AUGAGUGAAGUGCUGAAUGUAGGUAACGAUGCGUUUGAUGAUGAUGAUGAUGAUGAUGUCAAUGAUUGCGGGAGUUCCGUUGCCAGACAGGGCACCGGGAGUGACCGUACUAGAAGUACUGCCCCACGUUAUUCAAUACCAGAUCCGACACGGUUGACAGGCGCUCCAACAUUCCAGCGGUCACGAUGGGAAACAUCAGUCGAGGCGCAGCGCCUUGCUGACGUGGAGGAAGCGUCUAACCUUUCUUUGAACGCCGAAAGAAUGGGAUCUCAAAGUGUGUUGAGACAUGGGGGGGAAGAUGGUAAUGAAGAUCGAGGGAUCAUUGUGGAAAAUAUUCCGAUUCUCUCAGACAGUCAGCCGGAGAUCUUUCCAGCGGAUAGCUCGCCAUUGUGUGACGGCGUGAGUGGCGUAUCAAUUUCCUCAUCGCCUUGGAAGCCGUCACUUCAGGCCGCCAAUAGUGGACCGCCGGCGGGGCGGCGCUCCGGCACACCGAUCGCCAGUAUGUCACCCCUUGUACAGCAGAAUGCAGUCGAAGGGCCGACGAAGAAAACGCGGCGUUACUGUCCGCCGUCGUUUUCUUGCACCGGUGCGCCUGAAAGCGCUGGGGGAGCAUCAGGGGGGUACAAAGCUUUGCUUCCUGCCCGAGUGAACAGAGGCGCUUCGUCUUCAUUGUCAGGCCAUCAAGCCGACGGCUUCGCGCCAAGCCCCGCGGCUGUUGCUGUACAUAGCCCACACGACGACGAUGAUGAUGACGACGACGGCACGCCGCUGGUGUCAUUGCACAACUUUUCACCACCGCCACCGGCCACUGUGCCUGUUUUCAAGACACCGUCUACGCAACAAAGUCGCCUCCCUCUGCUUACUGUAGAGGAAUAUCCCUUCCCCAUUCCUUCGUCUUCUUCACAGGAUGGUGAAGAUGGCGAGUGUGAGGCAAAAGAAUAUCCCGAGAUUAAUGUGACUACACCCAAUUAUGGUAGCGGUGACAUCAUCCGCUCUUCUUUUGAAGAGGGCGGGAAGGAGUUGUUGCCCCAGACAUCACCACAGGAACUGGGAGCUGACAAUUCCCCCAAAGAACAAGAGCAAGAACAGCAGGGCGGAACAAAUCUGAUCAAAGAGACAAAUGAGACGCCGCUCUCUGUGUCUCCAUCUCCAUCCUACAAGGAAUACGAGUGGGCUACCAAGGCUCAGGAAGCGUUGGAACAACAGCAGAAACGUUGCCAUGCUCGCACACCAUCUACUAACCCUCCUUCUCCACCACCUCCGCUGCAGGUCGGUGGGUUUGGACUUCCCCAGUUGCCCAGAGGCCGCCGCGCUGCCCACCUCGCUACGCUGGAUGAAGAGGAAGGCAAACUCAGUUCAGAAAUCCCCCAUUCAGUCAAGAAGAAAAGCCACAGUCCACGUGCCUUGCCGGAAAGUGCUGCUCAGACCACAAAGAUUUCAACUACACAACCUUCUAAAAAGAGUACUGCUUCUACUGGUCCGGCCACUCGGCGAGCAGCACCGAAAGAGGACCAAACGCCUGUUGUUUCAGAAGGCGCUUCCACAACAAUGCGGUCGCGGCGUGCGGCAGUGUCGCCACCGCCCACGGCGGAAUUUCCCCUUCCCCAGGCAAUGACGACGAGUGGAAGUGGGGCAAAACAGAGUGCAAAGAAAAAGAAAAGAAGUCGGAAGUGA
This is a messenger RNA of Trypanosoma grayi, 1674 nucleotides long. RefSeq lists its product as hypothetical. Bases 1 to 1674 code for a protein of 557 amino acids. NCBI's taxonomy places the organism in Eukaryota, Euglenozoa, Kinetoplastea, Trypanosomatida, Trypanosomatidae. The record is from RefSeq and is a predicted model, not a curated record. The transcript has a single exon.